Molecule: messenger RNA, 5450 nt
Organism: Dreissena polymorpha
Lineage: Eukaryota; Metazoa; Mollusca; Bivalvia; Myida; Dreissenidae
Product: activating signal cointegrator 1 complex subunit 3-like
Exons: 35
Coding region: 90-5450 (1786 amino acids)
Molecular function (GO): ATP hydrolysis activity; ATP binding; nucleic acid binding
Source: RefSeq, a predicted model, not a curated record
UGUAGCUUGGAUGAAACAAUAUUGUGCAACAUUUUCGGCCGGAUCGCAUUUAUUUGCAUGCCGUCGACAACAUUAAGCGUUCCAUUAAGAUGAGCAAUCUACCAAGGCUGUCUGGAGCUUUAAGGGUGUACACUGGUCUAGACCUACCUGGCAGACAUGAGGAUGGGGAACUGUUCAAGAAACGACAACUUGUUACAAAGAAGAAAACUACUGUAGAAGCAUCAAGCUGGCAAAAGCAGCAAGACAAGAUUCGUUCCAAGAGCAGUUUGACUCCAGCUGAACUGGACAGUAUAUUCAAGGAGCUCCUACAAUGUGGCAGACAGUUAGCUGGUGACACAGCAGACGCAGAUGUUGCCGAAGGGGCUGCUGUCUACCUGAUAAAAAUCUUCAAAAACGUAGACAAAGUCGGUCAGAAGGAGACCAACAGCCUGAAAAGCGUGUUUGGUCCUUUUCCCGCCACUGUUGCCACAAAAGCAUGUUCUACUAUAAAUAGACUGGUUAACUCGCUGCCAGACGACCUAGUUGAGUUGCUAGGCAACGAGGAGAGGGAGGAAGCCGAUGGUGCAGCAUCCAUAAAAGAAUUCGGUACUGAGUUCAAGUUUGUUUUGCCAUCAGUCAAAACAAAGGAGGAUGAUAUAUCUAGUUCGGAAUCGGAGGAGGAAGAAAAGAAGGAAGUGAAUUUACAUUACAGUGCGAGUACCAGUGGGAGUGAAUUUAAAACUGCUGCACGUGGUCAAAAGAUAACGCCAGUAUCAAAAGAAUUUGACUCUAUGUGGCUUCAGCAGGAAGUUGCAAAGUAUUAUGGGUAUUCAGGAGUCACUGAGAUGGGGCUCACAGUGGAAGAUCUGUCCAACACUAUUUUUGACUUUCUUUCAUCGCCGAAGUCAGACUCUGAACUACAAAAUGAUCUGUUUGAACUGCUGGGGUUUGACAGGUUUGAGUUGAUCCAGUCCCUGCUGGAAAACAGAGAGAAGCUUGUCUAUGCAGCGACCAAAGAACCAGAGCCCUCAAAGCCAUCAUUGCCCAGACCCAAGUUAGAGGGCUCCAGUAAACCAGCAUAUGGCUGCCAAGUUGUUAUACAGUCAGAGCAGGAGAAGGCAAUGCUGAAACAGCUCCGUCGUGAGGAGAAGAAGCUAGACAAACGGGGCGGACGUGCGGAGGACUCGAGUGAAUUAACCUUUGUCCCUGCAGAACUCCGGGCUCAGAGGGAGGCUGCCCUACAGCUAGCAUCCCAGGCCCCUAAGUUCUCUGGGCGCACUGGCUAUGACAGACAGCGUGAGAAGUACCCGCAUGUAUACGACCAGAUGGAAGAGGCCAGAAUGUCGUCCGCUUUCAUUGGAGGUGUUAAGAUGGUGCUGCCUGACUUGCUGACCCGAGAGAACAACAAGGUGUACGAGGAGGUGACCAUACCGCCCAGCGAGGCUGCACCCACCCAUGUGGGGGAGGAACGGGUCCGCAUUGACACACUGGACGACAUAGCCAAAGUGGCUUUCAAAAAUACCAAAUUGCUAAACAGGAUCCAGACUGUGGUGUUUGAGACAGCGUACAAAACCAACGAGAACCUGCUGAUUUGCGCGCCUACUGGUGCGGGUAAAACCAAUAUCGCCAUGUUGACCAUCCUGCAUGAGAUCAAGCAGCACAUCUCGCAAGGAGUGAUCAAGAAAGACGAGUUUAAGAUUAUAUAUGUGGCGCCUAUGAAAGCCCUUGCUGCAGAGAUGGUUCGUAACUUUGGCAGUCGCCUCGAGCCCUUAGGGAUUUCUGUGAAGGAACUGACGGGGGACAUGUCCCUUACCAAGUCUGAAAUUCUCAAGACGCAGAUGAUGGUGACGACCCCUGAGAAGUGGGACGUGGUUACGCGCAAGAGUACGGGAGAUGUGGCGCUGGCCCAGCUCGUGAAACUUCUCAUCAUUGAUGAGGUGCACCUGCUGCAUGACGACAGGGGGGCGGUCAUAGAGAGCCUUGUUGCUAGGACGCUCAGACAGGUGGAGACCUCCCAGAGCAUGAUCCGUAUUGUGGGUCUCUCUGCGACACUUCCCAACUACCUGGACGUGGCCAGGUUCCUCCACGUGAACCCUCGACUGGGGCUGUUCUUCUUCGAUGGACGGUUCAGACCCGUACCUCUUGGGAUGACCUUCAUUGGCAUCAAGGCCUUGAAUCGCAUUCAGCAGCUUCAAGACUUCAACACAGUCUGCUAUGAGAAGGUGCUGUACCAGGUCAAGCGUGGCUACCAGGUCAUGGUGUUCGUCCAUGCGCGAAACGAGACUGUGAGGACUGCGUCGGUGCUGAGGGACCAGGCCAAGAACAACGGGGACAGUCAGCUCUUCCUGCCCGAGCAGUCGGGGUCACUGGGAGAUGCUACAAACAAUGUGAUGAAGUCAAGAAACAAGCAGCUGAAGGAGCUGUUUGCAGAUGGGUUCAGCAUCCACCACGCAGGCAUGCUGCGUCAGGAUCGUAACCUUGUGGAGAAGUACUUUGCUGCAGGACACAUCAAGGUCCUCGUGUGCACGGCAACCCUCGCCUGGGGGGUCAACCUGCCCGCUCACGCUGUUGUCAUUAAGGGGACACAAAUCUAUGAUGCAAAGAAAGGUUCCUUUGUUGACCUGGGUAUCCUAGAUGUGAUGCAGAUAUUUGGACGCGCUGGUCGACCCCAGUACGACACGUUUGGGCACGGAACGAUCAUCUCGACCCACGACAAGCUGUCCCAUUACCUGUCGCUGAUGACCCGACAGAACCCGAUCGAGAGUCAGUUCACCAACAGUCUCGCGGAUAAUCUCAAUGCAGAGAUCUCCUUAGGUACAGUUACCAACAUAGAGGAGGCGGUGCGUUGGCUGAGCUACACGUACCUGUAUGUGCGUCUCACGAUCAACCCACUAGCUUAUGGCGUCCCCUACGCCAUGGUCCAGGAUGACCCGACGCUUCAGGUGUAUCGGCAUGACCUCGUAGUCAAUGCUGGGAGAAAACUGGACCAGGCUAAGAUGAUUCGGUUUGAUGAAAAUACGGGGUAUUUCCAUUCCACGGACCAGGGGAGGGUGGCCAGUCAUUUCUACGUCAAGUAUGACACAGUAGAGGUUAUCAAUGAGUACCUGAAGACCGUGAUGACAGAGGCAGAUAUAUUUGCUCUUGUGUCCAAGGCGCAAGAAUUCGACCAAAUCAAGGUUCGAGAUGAGGAGAUGGAGGAGCUGGAUCGUCUGCUUCACGAGGAGUGUGAGAUGCAGGUACCCGGUGGUACGGAGAACUCGUACGGCAAGGUCAACAUCCUCCUGCAGAGCUACGUCUCACGCCAGUACCUCGAGAGCUUCUCCCUGGUGUCUGACCAGGCAUAUGUGGCUCAGAAUGCUGCCAGAAUAACACGCUCGCUGUUUGAGAUAUGCCUGAAGAAGGGCUGGCCAAUCAUGGCAGGUCGUCUGCUCAACCUGAGUAAAACCAUCGACAAACGGAUCUGGGGUUUUGAGACACCGCUGCGACAGUUUUCGAUUCUGAGCCCUGAAAUCAUCAACAAACUUGAGGCAGGCAAGAUGAAGAUUGAACGACUGCGGGAGAUGGACGCUAAAGAAAUUGGCCACAUGGUACACCACGUGAAGAUGGGCAGUAUCAUCAAGAAGUGCGUACACGCGUUACCACAGUUGGAUCUGGAGGCCACCAUCCAGCCAAUCACACGCACCGUCCUCAGAGUGAGGCUCGUCAUCACGCCCAUGUUCCACUGGGACGAUAAGGUCCAUGGUUCUGCUGCUGAGUCGUUCUGGAUCUGGGUAGAGGACCCAGAAAACAACCACAUAUACCACUCUGAGUACUUUCUGCUGCACAAGAAACAGAUGUUUAGCAAGGAGCCCAACCAGGUUCUGGUGUUCACCAUUCCAAUAUUUGAGCCCCUGCCUUCCCAGUACUACGUGAAGGCCAUAUCUGACCGCUGGCUGGGAUGUGAGUCCAUGUGUGCAAUCUCCUUCCAGCAUCUCAUACUGCCAGAGAGGCAUCCACCACACACAGAACUUCUGGAUCUGCAGCCACUGCCUGUAACUGCCCUCAUAGAUCCAAUGUUAGAGACCCUCUACAAGUUCACACACUUCAACCCCAUUCAGACCCAGCUGUUCCAUGUGCUAUACCACUCGGACCACAACGUGCUGCUGGGAGCCCCCACUGGCUCUGGUAAGACCAUCGCUGCUGAACUGGCCAUCUUCAGACUGUUCAGAGAACGACCAAAAGACAAGGCUGUGUACAUUGCCCCCCUGAAAGCUCUUGUGCGAGAAAGAAUGGAGGACUGGAAAGUAAGAAUCGAGCAAAAGCUUGGGAAAAAGGUGGUGGAGCUGACAGGGGAUGUCACUCCGGACAUGCGGGCCAUAGCGAAGGCAGACCUGAUCGUGACUACACCAGAGAAGUGGGACGGUGUGUCCCGUAGUUGGCAGACCCGCAGCUAUGUCAAGGCUGUGUCCUUGAUUGUCAUUGAUGAGAUACAUCUGCUGGGCAACGAUAGAGGCCCAGUUCUUGAGGUGAUAGUAUCUAGGACCAACUUCAUCUCGUCUCACACCGAGAGAAAGGUGCGCGUUGUUGGUCUGUCCACUGCGCUGGCUAAUGCACGAGAUCUCGCAGACUGGCUUGGGAUUGUUCAGGUUGGUCUGUACAACUUCCGUCCGUCUGUACGCCCGGUUCCCCUGGAUGUGCACAUCAGUGGGUUUCCAGGGCAACACUACUGUCCAAGGAUGGCAACCAUGAACAAGCCAACUUUCCAAGCUAUCAAGACUCAUUCGCCAACUAAGCCAGUUCUAGUGUUUGUAUCGUCACGGCGACAGACCAGGCUUACUGCCCUUGACCUGAUAGCGUUCCUGGCAGGGGAAGAAGACCCAAAACAGUGGCUACACAUGCCAGAGACUGAGAUGGAGAACAUCAUAUCGGGUGUGCGGGACUCGAACCUGAAACUGACGCUGGCGUUUGGUAUCGGCAUCCAUCACGCUGGCCUCGUGGAGAGAGACAGGAAGAUCACGGAGGAGUUGUUUGUGAACUCCAAGAUACAGAUUCUGAUUGCGACCAGCACACUUGCCUGGGGUGUGAAUUUCCCUGCCCAUCUUGUGGUUGUCAAGGGAACAGAAUACUACGAUGGGAAGACCCGCAGAUAUGUUGACUUUCCUAUUACUGAUGUUCUUCAAAUGAUGGGGAGAGCCGGGAGACCUCAGUUUGAUGAUCAGGGUGUGGCAGUGAUCUUGGUGCAUGACAUCAAGAAACACUUCUAUAAGAAGUUCCUGUAUGAGCCAUUCCCUGUGGAAUCUAAUCUCCUAGAGGUACUGCCAGACCAUCUGAAUGCUGAGAUAGUGGCCGGUACCAUCACCUCCAAGCAGGAUGCCAUGGACUACAUCACCUGGACCUACUUCUUCAGGCGCCUUCUCAUGAACCCAAGCCAGCUGUGUAUACAUGCUAUCAGAAGCGUGUCCCUGAUUUUGAAUCUGAUCACAGUUCACUAG